UCUCUCCACCCCAAUUCCUCUCACCAGGAAAUUCCUUUUCAUCCUGGAAAAUGGGCUCUCCUUCAACUGAGUUUGAGGAGCUAAGACAAAAGGCGGAGUCUCACCUUGUGUCCACUGGCUCGGCCCAGGAAGUGAAGGCUUAUGUUAUGAUGCUGGCUGAGACGGCUCUUCCUCUGACUACCAAAUAUCAGCACAUUGACACCAAAACCCUGCUGUUGGAAAAUACUGCUGGACAGAACAGAGAAGAGGCUUUGGACUCCUUGGGUAAGAUGGUGAAGGCACUUAAUGUUCUAGAGAAAUACGGCUGUAAUUUAACCAAUCCCACCAGGCCCAAGUACUGGCGCAUUGUAAAGCAUAACAACCCCAUCUUCAGGAGCACAGUGGACGCCAUGAAGCGUGGAAGGGAUGUGUUGCAUCUCUAUGGUUACACCACUCAGCUUCCGGAUGGCCUCAGCUAUCCAGAUGAGGUCACGGAGCCAGAUAUUCGAAGAGUUGCUGCAGUAGCCAUAGAGGUCAUGGUGUUUCGGGCAGAGCUGGACUUGCUUGUCAAGGGAUCACACCCACAUUCACGGUUCUUUGAAAGUAUUUUGCCUUUUCUUGGACAACAAAAACAUGAGACGGAGGGGGCAGGGAUCACAUCAGAUGCUGUUAUAUUUCCUUCCACUAAAACUGAGGAGACGAAGUCUGAGCCUCCUGCC
Messenger RNA from Chanos chanos (milkfish), 698 nucleotides. RefSeq names its product E3 ubiquitin-protein ligase RNF31-like. Gene Ontology annotation, molecular function: K48-linked polyubiquitin modification-dependent protein binding; linear polyubiquitin binding; ubiquitin protein ligase activity. The transcript has 5 exons. Gene Ontology annotation, cellular component: LUBAC complex. Gene Ontology annotation, biological process: protein linear polyubiquitination. The annotation marks the transcript as partial. Lineage: Eukaryota; Metazoa; Chordata; Actinopteri; Gonorynchiformes; Chanidae. The record is from RefSeq and is a predicted model, not a curated record.